AGUUUUGCCCCUUUCAAGAUGGCCACCGGGGCAACUUCAUAUGACCUGAGCUCGAUUAUAUCUUGUGAUCGAGAUUUCCCUGGAUUUCAGCCCGCAUCUUCUUCCACACAUGCGGCACGGAGCUCUUUAAUGUCGGCGGAAGUUCAGUUCAGUCGCUGCUUCAACAAACUAAGAGCUCUGCGACCCGCCGACAGUCCGGGCUUCAGAACCGAACUGAACCUGCUGUUCGACCAGCUGAUCUCCGAGAACUACAGCAACAACAACAGUAACAGGAGCUUCACAAAUGAAACCAUACGACCACAAGACGUCUGUGUUCUGCUUGUGCACGCGAGCCGGUUGGUGCCUCACAGCCAGGAACAUCUGGUUGUCAAACUGUGCCAGUUGAUGCACCAGCUUCUGAACCAGCUACAGAUGAUCGUGGAUGAGGAGGCGCUGGAUGUGCUCGUGUCAUAUUGUAUACGCGCUCUGCACGUCUGCAGCCCAUGGACACACACAGAAAUUCUGCUGGCUCUCUCGUCAGUACUGUACGCCAACGGAGCCCGGUGUCAUCGGCACCUUCCAGAUCUUCUCGGGCAGAACGGUAUUCUUCUGAAGUAUGCUGACCCCGGUCAGAGUGACAUAGAGCUCCGACGUUCUGCUCUACAUUGCAUGGCCAACCUUUGCAUCAGUGUUCCUGGUAAUCCCUUUCUGGAAGAACCGUACAAAGGAGUGUGUUACAGAAUUUUCCUGCAGACUCUUCAGAUACGGAAGCCGUCCAGUGUGGAGGAUCUUGUCUUCUGUACGGUGCUGCAAAAUGCUCUGAAGGGGAUGCAGUAUUUCCUAAAUGGAGGGAAAUGGAAGGCGGGUCCUGAUCAGGACCUGGGCUCGCUGUUGGCUAUACUGAAGAAAUUCAUGUUUUACGGACUGCCAGGAAUAAAUGUGGAAAUGCCUCCGGUUCUGUACCCGGCGCCUCUCCCUCAGUACGACGCCGUAACCAAAACCGAACCCGCACAAGACCUGCCAGCUGCGAGGAAAACACCGACGUCCCAACAGAAUAAAAAGCGAAAGUCUCGCGGGAAAGGGAAGAAAGCUAAAGAAGAGAGAAAGACAGAUGACGGAGCAGAGGAUGGUGAGGACGAGGAGCCGGGAUCGAGGUCUAUCAGGAACGGAGCGUGCGGAGAACCGGGACGAGGAGAGCUGCAGACUGUCUGGUCUCAAAAGUCUUCAGAAGUUAGUCUGCCUCUCCAGCCAGGAGCAAACCCUCAAUUCUACCCCUCCUGGAAGAAAGGAAGCUCUGACUCCGAGUUCUCCGAUCCUGAAGGGGGAAUGGCCUCCAAACUCAGGCUGUACCUGGCUCGAGUGCGUCAGAGCGCUCUGAACUGCUUCCUGGCCGUAGUGAAGUGUGUGGAAAAGAGGGUUUUGUACGGCUACUGGUCCUCCUUCAUCCCCGACGCUCCCGGCAUCGGAAGUCCGCCUUCUCUUACCCUGAUCACUAUUGCUCUCAAAGACCCGUCUCCAAAGGUGCGAGCUGCGUCUCUGCAGGUGCUCUCCGGGCUUCUGGAAGGUUCUCGCCAGUUUCUCUCAGCGGCCGAGGAUACCAGCACACCUCGACAAGCCUUCACGCCGUUCUCUGCAACGCUGGCUGCCAGCUUGAGGGAGCUGCACCGCUGCCUUCUGCUUGCUCUGCUAGCCGAAUCGUCUUCCCAGACCCUCACUCAGGUCAUAAAGUGCCUUGCCCACUUGGUGUCCAACGUGCCCUACAGACGCUUAAGGCCGGGUCUGCUCAGUCCUCUGUGGAAACAGAUUCGCCCGUACAUCCGGCACAGGGAUGUGAACGUACGUGUUUCUAGCCUCACUCUGCUGGGCGCGAUGAUCUCCUCUCAGGCCCCGCUGCCGGAAGUGCAGCUCCUCCUGAAACAACCGUCUUCUGGAAGCAGAGACAGAGAUGCUAACGCUUGUGGAGACGUCAAGGGGGCAGAGGAGGCUCCAUGCUGGCUGCUGCAGGUGUGUGUAUCUCUGGUUACUCAGCCCAGAGAGGAUUCCUGCUCCGACAGCGACACAACAGCAACCAACUCUGGUUCACUGGAGCCGUCGCCCGUCCGGCUCGAGGCGCUUCAGGUCCUGGCACAUCUGGUGAAGGGUUAUUUCUGUCUGGCUCAGGCGUCUCUGCUGGAGUUGGGGCAGCUCAGUGCUCGCUGUCUCAGAGAACAGGACCCGUCUGUGCAGUUACAUGGAGCGAAGCUGUUAGAGGAACUGGGCACCGGAAUCAUCCAGCAGUACCGAGCUGAUCCCAGCACCUCUGAAAGCGUCAGCCCUGUGCCAGUGAGCCAGGUUGUACAGUUCUGGUCAGAGGUUCUGACCGGACCGUUGAUCGGAGCCUUACAGAACGAGCAACACCUGACGCUGCAGACGAGCGCAUGCGACACGCUGUCCUCCAUCUUACCACAAGCCUUCAGCCAGCUUCCGGACAAGACACAAGUUCUGUGCAUCACGGUUUUGCUUGGGCUGACCUACAGCGAGAACUCAUUGGUGAAAGCAGCAGCAGUGAGGGCUCUAGGUGUCUAUAUUCUCUUCCCCUGUCUCAGAGAGGACGUGAUGUUUGUUGCAGACACGGCUAACGCCAUCCUCACCGUUCUGGACGAUCGCUCACCCAAUGUCCGUGCCAAGGCUGCCUGGUCGCUAGGCAACCUCACCGACACACUCAUCGUCAACAUGGAGACUGUUGGACUGGAAUUUCAAGAGGAGCUCUCUGACAUGCUGCUUCUGAAGAUGCUCAGAUCUGCCACCCAGGCCUCCGGUGACAAGGACAGGAUAAAGAGUAACGCAGUGCGAUCUCUGGGGAACCUCCUGCACUUCCUGCAGCCGGUGCAUCUGACUAAGCCAGCUUUUGCUCAGCCUCUUGAUCAGGCCAUGAAGGCUCUUAUAGACACAGCCAGAGGAGAUGCUACCAUGAAGGUGCGCUGGAAUGCCUGCUACGCUCUGGGCAACGCUUUCCAAAACACUGCCUUGCCUCUGGGCACUGCCAGCUGGUCUACCGAGGCCUACUCCGCUCUCUCGUCCAUCGUCACGUCCUGCAAGAACUUCAAAGUCCGCAUCAAAUCCGCCGCCGCCCUGUCCGUCCCCGCGAAACGGGACUGCUACGGAGACGAGCGACAGUUCGCCGAAGUCUGGCGAGCCUUGACGCAUGCUCUCGAACACAGCGAAGAAACCCAGGAUUUUCUCGAAUACCGCUACUGCGCCAGCUUGCGUUCCGAACUCUGCCACUCUCUCCUUCACCUCCUGUCCCUGUGCCGAGUCAGCGAUCUUCCUGCGAUCGGAGCCACACUGAGCGACCAGACGACUCCCGCGCUGCUCGGCUUCUUGGUCAAUUAUCUCGCCGGCGUUUCUGUAGUAACUGGGCGCGAUCUCGUCGGUGGAGAAGAUGCAGGAUGCCAGACGGAACCUACAGACAGACUGAAGCUCCUGGAUCAGACUUUGAUUAGACUGAGAGAGCUGGAAGGAGAUAUUAAAACAGGAAGUAGGUCUGAUCUGGACAGGGUGAUUGGAUUCUUAGAGGAUGUUACGAAGACCUGCGAAGGGUUGAAGGUGUCGGACGGAACGGACGCCAUGCAGACAUGCAAUAAUUCGCUGUCAAAGCUUUUAUGAAACAGUUAAAGGAAUUAAAGCCAGAUGUUACUUUGGUGUAUCUGCCAUUCAGGAUGUAAACAUAAUGAAACGGCUUAGAAUCAUACUUACAGCAUACAGUUACAUCAUAUUUACAGCUUUAUCUGAACAGAACUCUUUAGUCAAGCUUGAUUUCAUUAAGAAAAGCGGCAUUUAACACACACUUACUGUUCACUUUAUUAGGAACACCUGUACGAUCAGUCAGUCCUGCAGUUAUCCAAUGAGCCAGCCAGAAGAUUCAAGGUCAUGUUUUUUUCUAAUAGGUUCAGAUUCCUGUUCUUGCGAGACUCGAGCAGACCCGAUGUCUUCUUCUGCUCUCGUACCUCAUCCACCUCAAGCUCAAAGUUGAGAUGCUUGUCUGCUCAGCAUGGUUAUAAAGAGUAGUUAUGAGUUACCGUAGCCUCCCUUUCAGCUCGAACCGGCCCGGCUGUUCUCGGUUCAACCCACAGAACCUGGCUUGUCUUUGUCAAGAGAGUGAUGUUUGACUUCAUGUGAAGUUUAACUGAGUGUCUUGAAUGUAUCUUGACUGGCUGAUUGGAUCAUGAAUGAGCAGCUGGUGCAGGUGUAACAGCACAUAUCAAGUCUAUACAUCACAGAUAAUUUAAUGGACAUUUCAUCCUUGCUCGGUUUUUCACCCAGGCUGUGUUUUUAUGUAUACAUGGAUUCUGAAAGGUGGGAAUGCCUGAUUGUCCUGUAUUAAAUCCAGACCAAAGCAAAGAAACAAUAAAGUUGUUGGGUUUUUUUUUUAAUUUGUGAUGUGUAAUGAUGUGAACAGCAGAGGGCGACAUAGAGCUGCAAGUUCCGAA
Molecule: messenger RNA, 4448 nt
Organism: Hemibagrus wyckioides
Lineage: Eukaryota; Metazoa; Chordata; Actinopteri; Siluriformes; Bagridae
Gene: heatr6
Product: HEAT repeat containing 6
Exons: 20
Coding region: 19-3624 (1201 amino acids)
Source: RefSeq, a predicted model, not a curated record